UGCUGCUGCCAGGUCCAGAGUGUCUCAUGGGUCCUGUACGGCCUCCAUUGCUGCUGUCUAUCCAUCACCACACUCUGCCAUGUGCCACUUUCAGGUCUCCUCACACUGCUGGUGGGUUCAAUUUUGUCAUAGGGUUGCUGGCAGAUUACGGCCUCCCAUUGCUGCUGCCAGCUCCCGUAAUCUGCCAUGGGCCCCCGUACCGACACCCUCAAUGCUGCUGCCAGGUCCAGAGUGUCUCAUGGGUCCCUGUACAGCCUCCCAUUGCUGCUGUCUCCAAUCGCCACACUCUGCCAUGUGCCACUUUCAGGUCUCCUCACACUGCUGGUGGGUUCCAUUUU
Molecule: messenger RNA, 338 nt
Organism: Staurois parvus
Lineage: Eukaryota; Metazoa; Chordata; Amphibia; Anura; Ranidae
Source: the annotation of a GenBank genome assembly